Miscanthus lutarioriparius is the source of this 1830-nucleotide messenger RNA. The record is from the annotation of a GenBank genome assembly. NCBI's taxonomy places the organism in Eukaryota, Viridiplantae, Streptophyta, Magnoliopsida, Poales, Poaceae.
AUGGCAACCACGACGACGACGGAUGGUAGGAAUGGAGAAGGAGAGCAGAAGAGGAGGGAGAAGGGAGGCUUCAAGACCAUGCCAUUCAUACUUGGGAACGACAUCUGCGACCGGUUCGCCACGGCCGGCUUCGGCGCCAACCUGAUCACGUACCUGACGCAGCAGCUGCACCUGCCGCUGGUGGAGGCGUCCAACCUCCUGACCAACUUCGGCGGCACGUCCAGCCUCACAACUAUCCUCGGCGCGCUAGCCGCCGACUCCUUCGCGGGCCGCUUCUGGACCAUCAUCGCCGGCUCCGUCUUCUACCAGCUCGGCAUGCUCGGCCUCGUCGUGUCCGCGCUCCUCCCUUCGCUACGCCCCUCGCCAUGCUCCGCUCCUCCCGGCGGCCCCGCAUGCCAGCGCGCCUCCGGGUUGCAGCUCACCGUGCUGUACCUCUCCCUGCUGUGCACGGCCUUUGGCGCCGGCGGGCUCCGGCCCUGCGUCGUGAUGUUCGGCACCGACCAGUUCGACCACGAGUUGGGGGAGCAGCAGCAGAAGAAGGUCACCGCGGAGGCAGCCAAGGUGGUGGCAGAGCGGAAACGCCGCUACUUCAACCUCUACUUCUUCAUGAUGGGGGUAGCGGCGCUGCUGGCGCUGACGGUGGUGGUGUACAUCCAGGACAACGUGGGGUGGGGGUGGGGGUUCGGGAUCCCGGCCAUCGCCAUGUUCGUCUCCAUCGUGGUGUUCGUGAUCGGGUACCCGCUGUACGUCAUGCUCAAGCCCGGGGGCAGCCCGUUCACGCGGCUCGCGCAGGUCGCCGCCGCCGCGUUCAAGAAGCGCAACGUCGUCGUACCGGAGGACACCGGCAUGCUGUACCAGGACAAGGAGCUCGACGUCCUCAUCUCCACCAACGGCAGGCUGCUGCACACCAACCAGCUCACGUUCUUGGACCGGGCAGCCAUAGUGACGCCGGGCGACAUCUCCGUUUCCGGGCAGCCGGACCUGUGGCGACUGUCGACGGUGCACCGCGUGGAGGAGCUCAAGUCCAUCGUCCGCAUGCUGCCCAUCUGGUCAGCUGGGAUCAUGCUGGCCACCAUUGAAUCGCACAACGGCACCUUCAUCAUCAUCCAGGCGGGCAGCAUGGACCGGCACAUCACCCGGCACUUCGAGAUACCACCAGCGACCAUGUCGAUCUUCGGGACUGCGGCCUUCCUCGUCAGCUUGGCGCUCUACGAUCGCGCGUUCGUGCCCCUGGCACGCCGCGUCACAGGCCUGCACUCUGGGAUCACCUACUUCCAGCGCAUGGGCAUCGGGCUCGCCAUCCACAUCCUCGGCGUCGCCACGGCCGCGCUCGUAGAGACCAAGCGCCGCGACGCCGCGGCCGACCACGGGCUCCUGGACAAUCCUGCCGCCGUCAUCCCGCUCAGCGUGUUCUGGCUGGUGCCGCAGUUCGCCGUCCACGGCAUCGCCGGCGCCUUCUCGUCAGUGGGGCACAUGGAGUUCCUGUACGACCAGGCGCCCGAGAGCAUGCGCAGUACUGCGGCCGCGCUCUUCUGGCUCGCCAGCUCCUUCGGGAACUACCUGGGCACCGUGCUGGUCACGGUGGUGCAGCGCACCACGCGCGCCCGCGGCAACGACUGGCUCCAGGACAACAUCAACCGUGGCAGGAUCGACAACUACUACUGGCUCGUCACCUGCCUCAUGGUGCUCAACCUUGGCUACUACCUCAUCUGCUUCCGUUUCUACACCAUGAAGCCUCUGGAGAUGGCAGACGAACAAGACGAUCAUGUUGGAGAAUAUGAGCUCUCCACUCUACAGAAAAAUGACACCGGUGCUGGAGGUGUGGUGUAA